Lodderomyces margitis is the source of this 2352-nucleotide messenger RNA. RefSeq lists its product as uncharacterized. Bases 1 to 2352 code for a protein of 783 amino acids. The record is from RefSeq and is a predicted model, not a curated record. The transcript has a single exon. Lineage: Eukaryota; Fungi; Ascomycota; Pichiomycetes; Serinales; Debaryomycetaceae.
AUGUCACAAAUACAAUUGACCACGGUUAUUAACCAAUUGCAUGAGAUUAGUGGCAAGUCAUCUUACAAGUACAUGCUCAUUACUCAAGAUGAUUCCCAUCCAAACACAGAAUUGACUUUCCAUUAUUCACCUCACUUCAAUGCUAGUCAAAUUGAAGAAUUGAAAUUGUUAUUGGGAAGAUCGUCAUUGACUACCAUAAAGCCAACGUUGCUUGAUCUGUUCCCCAUUACUUUAACUAAGCGUCAGUCACCUAAUGCGUUGUUAAACCAGUAUCGUGAUUUGUUCAACUCGUUAUCGCAAUACAUAUGUAAAGAUAUUGCCAAAGCUUGGAUCAAGAUACUUGAACCUAAUAAACAAGCAUUGUUCCCCUAUCGUGACUAUAAUAAAUCCAAACCUGAUUGGUGGCCACCCAAUGUAAACCACAUCGAGCCUGAUCAUUUAGAUAAAGUUGGUAGAGUUGAAGUGUUGAUUAAUGUGUUGAGACAUCCGACAUUUGAUUUGAAAAAAGUUGAAUUGAAUCGCUAUCAAGAUAAACCAGUAUUGUUGUCAUUAUUGAAGGAAAUUUUGUAUUUGGCAUUAUAUGAACGCAUGUUUUAUAAUUUGCUUCGUCAACAAGAUGAAUUAUUUUAUUUGAUUCCGCAACACGAACAGAAAUUGUUUGAUUUGGAUCAAAUCCAUAUCAUGACUAGUGAUUUGAAACACAAAGUUAAAGCGAAUGAAGUGGUGAUGGCGAGCAAAAUUACUACAAGCGAAAUGAAUUCGUAUAUCUAUGGAUUGAAUGAAACUAAUAUCAAAGAGGAUGAAAAAGUAGAAGGUGAUGGUGGCAAUGACAAUGACGAAGAUGAUGAUUAUGGACAGAAAAAGACAAUGUUGGUGAGAUUGAGACAUAGACGUGGUGGGAGAGUUGUUAAACCUGGCUAUAAGAGAAAAGAGACCAGAGCCUCAAUUAAGUUGCAGAUUGCCAAGAUUGAACAAGAGACAAAGAAGAGAAACAUGAAGAAUGGAGUUGAGGAACUGGUAGGUAAUAUGAGCAACAAUGGUGUUGCUGAAGCACAUGCAAAUGUUGCUUCUGGUGCAGAAGCGGAAGGACUUAAUGAAAAGACACAAGGCGUUGAUCGUUUUGAGCAAUAUGUGGAUGCUGAGGUGAAGGAUGACGAUACUUCAACUGUGGAGAGAGGAGCAAAGGAUACCGAUAUGGAACAUUCAAGGACUGACUUUACUCAACUGGUUGAUGUAUAUAAGGAGGUAAUUGUAUCUAAGAAUUCAAAGGUGGUUAAGCAACGUACAGCUGAAGAUGGUGGAGAUAAAGGACCAGAUAGAUUGUCUUCACAAGAAGAGGCUAAACUCGGAUCUCCGUUCAACUACAACCCAGGUGGAGCCACCGCAUAUGGUAUAGACUACUCCACUGAUGAAGAAUACGCCGAAAAUGAAGAAGAAGCGAUUGAAGGUGAUUAUUCGGUGAGACUGGUCAAUCAACCCCAUAAUCAUAAUAGACCUAUUGAUGCAGUCAGUGCAAAUAAGACUUAUAGUAUGUUGAAGACGCCAGAGACUGGUUCAAACAAGUGUGACAUUAAUGGAGGUUACACACAGGACAAGUCAAAAAACUAUCAAUAUCUAAUCACCCCUGCAUCAAGCAGUGAUCGAAUUGCCAACUUGACUUCAACUCCAAUGACAAGACUGAAGUACUCAAAUGGAGUCACUAAGCAAGCGGAAACUGAAAAGGCACACAUUCAGAAAAACAAAGUUAACAAUGAGAGAGUUAAAGUUCAACAAUAUACCCCCAAAACCAACAAUGUAGUCAACUACACAACUCCAUAUAAUAACAUCAUUGGCCAAAUCAAUUGUCCACCGACACCGCAUCCUAGUUUUACCUUGUCAACAGACCACAUCAAGCAAGAUUUUCUCGAGUUUCAUCUGUUGCCAAUGUUGCCCAUGUUACCCAUUAUGAGUGAUGAGUUUUGUAAUAUCAAAAGCAACGUGACGGGAGUCUUGGGACAUAUAGUAUCUUCCGAUCUCUCUGCUGGUGGUUAUGGAAAUGGGAAUGGUGGGUUGGAAUCAGAUAUGACUGAUUAUGUUUCUGAUCAUUCUAGUUAUGGCGAUGGUAGCUUAGCUGAUAAGAGCGAUGAUACUGAUUACGAUAUUAUUGAUCAUGCAGUCAUUGAUCAAUGCGAUUUAACUAGUGAUGAUGGAGAUGCAGAAGAGGUUAGUUUGGUCGACAAUAAUGUGAAUGAUAUUGUUAAUGAUGGAGAUUUUAGGUGUCCGGAGGUUGUUGGAGCUUGUCAGACAAGUGUAAGUGGGUUUUAUGGCGGUGAAGUUGGUGCUUAUUGUUUAAGUUCAAACUUGGGUUUAUGA